Messenger RNA from Echinostoma caproni, 273 nucleotides. The record is from the annotation of a GenBank genome assembly. Lineage: Eukaryota; Metazoa; Platyhelminthes; Trematoda; Plagiorchiida; Echinostomatidae.
AUGAAUCCCAAGUUGGGUUUGCUUUAUUUGGUCGGCCCAACCCCGGGACCGGUGCAUUCUUACUGUAUGAUCCACGAUUCAUGGCUAGUCAAUCGACGACAUGCACUGGCCCAGAAUCCACCUCCUGUUCCCACUUGGUUCCCAUCAGAAGACGCACCCGCCUCGUCAGUUGAUUCAAGCUCAUCAGACUAUUUCGAUCAGGACAUCUAUCAUGAAAUGCUUCAUCGAAGUGACGAUGAGACUAUAUUCUACGAAGGCGAUUCGGGCAAUUGA